Molecule: messenger RNA, 639 nt
Organism: Tauraco erythrolophus (red-crested turaco)
Lineage: Eukaryota; Metazoa; Chordata; Aves; Musophagiformes; Musophagidae
Source: RefSeq, a predicted model, not a curated record
AUGGACCCCGUUGUUCUCAGCUACAUGGACAGUUUGCUGCGGCAGUCGGACGUCGCCUUGCUGGAACCCCCCAGCUGGCUUAACGAUCACAUCAUCGGCUUCGCCUUCGAGUACUUCGCCAACCACCAGUUCCAAGAAUUCAGCAAUCAGGUUUGUUUCAUCGGCCCCGAAGUGGCUCAGUUCAUUAAAUGUGCCCUUAGCCAGGAAGAAAUAGCCAUAUUCCUUCAACCACUGGACCUUCUCCACAAGAAGCUGGUGUUCUUACCUAUCAACGAUAACUCCAACCAGGUCGCUGGGGGCACCCACUGGAGCUUACUGGUUUAUUUCAGGGACAAAAAGUGCUUCUCCCAUUACGAUUCCCACAGUAAAUGCAACUCUGUCCACGCCAAGCAAGUGGCGGGGAAGCUGGAGGCCUUCUUGGCCACGAGAGGAGGCAAAGUAACCUUCGUGGAGGAGAAGGCGCCCGCCCAGCAGAACAGCUACGACUGUGGGAUGUACGUGAUCUGCAACGCGGAGGCUCUGUGUCAGGGAUACUUCAGGGACCGGCCGGAGCCUUUGCUGCAGCUCCUCACCCCCUCCUACAUCACGCAGAAGAGAUCGGAGUGGAAAGCUCUCGUCACCAAACUGGCACAGAAGUGA